Python bivittatus (Burmese python) is the source of this 1864-nucleotide messenger RNA. The record is from RefSeq and is a predicted model, not a curated record. Lineage: Eukaryota; Metazoa; Chordata; Lepidosauria; Squamata; Pythonidae.
ACUAUUUCAUUCUAAGGGUGACACGAGAAUCUAAUGCCCCAGAGCCCAUUGACUGUUUGCUGACUACCUGGAGUGAUUGGGGACCAUGUAGUCCAUGCUCAAAUGAAAGAUACCGCUCAAGAGAUGUCCUGAAGUUUGGACAGUUCGGGGGGAAACCAUGCACUGCAGCUCUGAGUGAUAGAGAGCACUGUGAACCAGAAAGUGAUUGUCCUGAAGAGGGAAAUCAAUGUGCGCAGAGAGAGUUUGAAUGUGCAAAUGGAUAUUGUCUAAAGGAUAGGUUGGUGUGUAACACAGAAAAUGACUGUGGUGACUUCUCUGAUGAAGAUGGUUGUGAGGAGACCAAACGCCCACCCUGUGGGGACCGUGACAUUGAGGUAUCAGAACUUGGAAGAACAGCUGGCCAAGGUCUGAACGUGCUGGGAAUGAAACCGGCUCAAACUGCAUUUUACAACGAGUACUUCAAUGGCAUCUGUGAUAGGGUCCGCGAUGGGAACACAGCCACUUAUUAUCGCAAGCCAUGGAAUGUUGCUUUCCUCAGUUAUGACACAAGAGGAGACAAACGCUUUACAAGUGAAUUCUACAGUGACCAAGUAUCAACAAUGAGAGAAAUGUUCAGUGGAAAAACAGAGUCUUUUGAUAUGAGCUUUUCUGUUAAACUGAAACCUACUGAGUCUAAAGAAACAGUUGAUAUUGAGGGAGGCUUUAAUACUGCCACAACCUCCAAAGUGAGUGCCUUCUUGAAGAAAGCCAAAGGAAUGGAUCCCAUCUAUUUACAUGUAAAAUCUAAUAUACAACUGGGAAUUUUCCAAAUGCGAAAGCGCGAUUUGCGCUUGUCUGAGACAUUCCUGGGAGAUAUAAAGAUCUUGCCCAAUACCUAUGAGAAGGGAGAAUAUUUUAAAUUUGUGGAAACAUAUGGAACUCAUUAUUCACAGGGGGGAACCAUUGGAGGAAAAUAUGAACUAAUAUACGUGUUGGAUAACCAAACUCUGUCAGCACAUGGGCUCACUGCACGAGAUGUAAAUGAAUGCCUAGGUUUUAAUUUAGGUGUUACUUCCACCAUAGAUAAGGCAGACACCAAGGCAGAGAUUAAAGCUAAGCAAUGUAAAAACAAUAAGUUUAAAGAUGUUGAUGAAGUGAGAAGGAGUGGGGUUAUCCAAGAUGUGGUCUCUCUAGUUCAAGGUGGGACAACCGCUACUUUAACAAAGUUGAAUGAAGCACUUUCAUCAAAUGUCAGGGUAGUUGAUAUAGAACAAUAUGUUGAAUGGGCUGCUACACUACCUCAAGCUCCUACAGUGAUCAGUCAUCAGGUACUCCCAAUUUCUGAACUUAUACCACUGAAAAUCCAAGACUCCCGAAUAAAGAAAGAAAAUCUGGACAGAGCUAUAGAAGAUUAUGUGGCUGAAUACAGUGCAUGCAAAUGCCAGCCUUGUCUAAAUGGCGGGACAGCAAUGCUGCUGGAUGGAAAGUGUGAAUGUGUAUGCACCCCAUAUUACAAGGGAGAAGCCUGUGAAAUACCCAAGUCAGUUUUCAUACCAGCUCAAGCCAUUCAUGGGAGCUGGAGCUGCUGGUCCAGCUGGUCCACGUGUGAGCAAGGAAAACGCCAUCGAACAAGACAGUGUAAUAAUCCUGAACCUGGAUUCGGGGGCAAGUCAUGUCCUGGAGCAAACUCAGAACCAGGCUAUUGUUAAUUGUAGAAGACCACUAACAGAUAUCUGAUGGGAAAGUAAUAGAACCUGAAUGUCCCUGUCAGAUCUACGCAAGCUUCCUGUGAGCAGAUUGAAUUAAAAGCUAUUGACCCAUUGAUCUCUGGAUUUCAGAGCUCCACUUUGUACUAAACAAUAAACUUGAUGACUUGCAGAAUACA